This is a messenger RNA of Diplodia corticola, 360 nucleotides long. Its product is annotated as long chronological lifespan protein 2. The record is from RefSeq and is a predicted model, not a curated record. Lineage: Eukaryota; Fungi; Ascomycota; Dothideomycetes; Botryosphaeriales; Botryosphaeriaceae. Bases 1 to 360 code for a protein of 119 amino acids. The transcript has 2 exons.
AUGCACUCGCCCCUGAGCUUCGUCUUUCUCCUUCUCGCCUGUUCGCUCGGCGUCUCUGCGCAAUUCCAAUUCUUCGAACAGAUGUUCGGCGGCGGCGGCCACCAUCACCAGCAGCCGCAGAACAUGCCCAGCGACUCGAGCUGGUACCAGCAGCAAUAUGACGGCGCUACUUGCGACAAAUACCUCUGCCCAGGCACUCUCUCCUGCGUGCACUUCCCGCACCACUGCCCCUGCGCUUUCCCGAGUGUCGAAGACAAGGUCGAGCUUGGCGAGGGGAUUGCCAUCUGCGCGAGCAAGGGGGGGUUCAAGGAGGGUGAGACGGUGCGCAAGAUCGAGCUCGCUAGGAAGGGGAUGUUGUAA